GAAACGACUUUUAGUCCGGGGACAGCGCUCACGCACUCGAGUAUCUUACCGGUAAACCCAACUCAUGAUAGGGCAUUAUACCAAAGAGAAAGAUAAUGUGGUAGCGUAUCUACGGUGACGGACCUGUCAGUUUUGUUUCCGCUCGCUCUUCAUCCGGGCCAGGGCCAGUGAUUGGACCUCCACGGCCCAGUUGAUCUUAUCGACACGCAGUCAAUUAGGGCCUCCAUCCUUGACACUAAUAGAACCAAUUUAGUAACGAUUGGGGCUCUUGCUCGGGCUUUUCUGGGCAGUCCCGCAUCCAUCUACGGUAUUACCGCAUUCCAUUUCAGGAGCACUCCCUCCCUUACUCGGAAUGCCGUUGUUCAGAAAAAGGUUUACAAUACAGUUCUCCAGGCAGGCUCCAAACAACAUCCGUGAUUUAGGUCCCACACAGGAAAGCACGCAACGCAAAUCAUGAACAGGAAUCAACGCCCAAACAGUAACACCGGUACCCGUAUUGUUGACUGCUGGCCCAUCCUGACAGGAAAGGCGCCUGUCCUUGGGCUCAUGCUAGAGUCGGCAGAUACCGGUGUCCAGUGUUGCAUUAAACUAUGCAUGAUUUCCAAGUUUUUGUUUUGAAGCUGUCUCCCAACUUAACAAGAUACAACUCUGCCAAGCGACUGCUACGUCUCUAAGCUGCUAUGGAAACAGCUAAUCUCAUAAUAUAUAAUAGUAUAGCGGGGUUUAUUGGCCGGUUUUAUUUCAUGAUACGAGGGAGAGAGAUAUGGGGAAACUCGGAAAGGAUAUUCCCAUAAAACUCAUACUUGGGAAGCUCGAAAAUCUGUAGCCUGGUUUACACUUCUCAUGCGGCACACGUGGCAGUAAACAAUUGCGUGAGAGAGAUAAAGCUGCAAUCAGUGCACAGCAAUGGCGCUCUCCAUGCCACCAAUCCUCUCCUAAAAGCCAUGGCAUCUUGCCAUUGAACUGUCGUGGAAUAGCGAACAUUCUCAACCCAGAAUACUUACUGAGCCCUUUUGCCAUUUAAGGCAUCGGUGAAGCUCUUUCAGCACAUCAUCAACUCCUCGGUGGCGUUUGACAGUGCGCUUCGGAGAGCUCAGGUUUCCCGUGAGGUACCGGCAGAAGUUCAUCAUGUUCGGAGCGCUCGGAGAAUUACUAAGCCAAGACGGAGCUUCGCGUCUGUUGAGGCGGCCGCGCCCAGAACACUUUCAACAAGCCGUCAACCUAAAUCCGCGAAGCGUUUCGACACCACCCAAAGAUACCCCUGCCUUGCCCUCAAGCGAGCCGCAUUGGAUACAGAAUCUCCCUAUGGACUUCGUGCGUCUCAAAACCCCCUACAGAUCUUCCUCUUCUCCUCCAUUCAUGUGCAGCGGACACCAUAAUUUCACAAUGAGUAGUGGAAUACUUCUGACUAUGUGGAUGUUACAGUGGAACCGUCUGGUCGGAAGCUCAAGCUCUGCCUCGAGCACUGUCGAUAAACAGCCUCCGCCACUGAGUCCUGCUCAGAGGCUAGCCAAAUUUAAGAGGCACUGGCAGUCAUUACUAGUAAGCGGUCCCUGUUCCCCACAAUCCACCCGCAAGCUUAAGCUAAAUUAACAAUUGCCUCCACACCCCUUAGCACUCCUGGCGCAACCCUCGCGAGUUCGAUCCUUCAUCGCAGGACCAGCUACGCAGCCAUAUAAAACGACUCAAUGAACUUCUGGUCGAGGAAGAGAAAAGCUCAUCUCCUUUAUGUAUGAACUUUUGUUACGAGCAGCAGGUGUUCAUUGCACUUUCGAAGAUUGGACAAACAGGUUCACCUGGAGUUAUCAAGGAAUGCAUAGUGGCCUUUUCCACCCUGAUAGAUAACGAGGAUGAAGAAUUUUUGGCCCAAGGAAACUUCUCCCGAUGCCUGAUCGAAUUCUUGCGAAAAACUAGCCAGACAAGGCACAGAUUGUUUGAAGGGGAAUAUGUAGAGCUUUUGUUCAGCAUUGCUCAGAAGAUAAGGUUAAGCCGGAAUAUUCUGCCUGCAUGGUUCACCACGCGGGCCGAUGACGAAGGAGGAAGAGACUAUGAAAGCUUGGACCCGCAACAAAGGUUUGCCGGAAUCACCAAUAAGGUAUGGGUUUAUUGUUGAAGAGAUCUGGGAUGGAGCCAGCAUUCCCACAGAGUCUGACAAAUGCGCCAUAUAGGAUGACUUCCCUCUGUUCUAUCUCUUGAUUGAUUACGUCCAUCACGAAGGGAGGGUGGGUGAUUUUGCCAGGACAGGCCUUCUUUAUAUCAUUGAAGCCGCAUCCUCAUCUGGCGACUUGGAAAAGUGGAUAGUUGAAAGUGACCUUGCGACUUUGAUGGCGUCUGGGUUGGGUGCUCUAUACAGCCAACUCAGCAGGUUCCGCUUCCGAUUAUACUCACUGAUGGAUUUGGCUAACCUAGAAUCUAGGAAACUAGCGGUCAAUUACCCUACAGCAGACCCGCCCACCAUUCUAAUUCUCUCGGAUUAUUCCUCUUCCCCCUUAGCAUUUGGAGCUGAAAGUUCAACUUCAGAAGAUUUUCAGACACAUCUAGAAACUUUUCUAUCGUAUCUAAUUUUCUGGCAAGAUGUACUUGAGCAUUGCAGAUCCACCGAGGUGAAGCAGACGCUGCUUGAUCAUUUUCAAGUGCUGUUUCUACAACAGCUACUGUAGGAGUAUUCAAUAACUUUGGUUAUCUCGCUCAGUCACGCUAACAUCUAGUUUCAGAUAUCCUUCAUUGUUGGAAUCGUCAGAUUUAGACGGCGGCUCCUCAGUUGCGGUUCUGACUUAUGUCCGGGUUGUUCUUGAUACUUUGGAGCAUCCUGACAUUAUUCAUCUGAUACUUUCUUACCUAAUGGCUCUACCGGACGAGACUAAAGCGGCAUCUGUUCCCCCAUCACCUUCCGUUGCGAAGCGAAGAAGAUCUCUUGAUCUCUUGAAUAAAGUUACCGAGAUGGACGACAAGCCUUCACCUGAUUUGUUCAACCUCGUUGACUUGGUAUUAACCAGUCUUAAGUCUAAGUCCCAACAAACAGUAUCCGCGACCCUAAAACUUAUCUCCACUAUAUUAAGAAAACACCACCCGUAUUCAAUUUCUACUCUGUUAAAAGUAUCACCCAUUUCAGCUGACACCCCAUUACGGACUGUGGGAGCGCACAAUAAAGAGAUGGAACACAUUUUCUCACUGGUGGGAGAUAUCUCUGAAGACGGUGACGUCUCCGAAAGCUAUGGAGACCAUUUGAAGGACAUAUUGGGUUUGUUGGAAUCGCAUCCUUGCUCAAUGGGUGUGCUUGCGUUAAAGAAUUCCGUGUUCACACCCGGAGCGGAAGAUGCUCCGGAAUCGGGGAAUCAAAAUAUCAGGGACAUGUAUACGCACACUAUUCAUCCUAACGACCCACUGCUCAGAAGUAUUGUAGAUUUGUUGAAAAACUUUUUCUCCAACACUGUUGAGACCAAUUUGGCCCUGACAGCUGUGAUUGUGGAUCUUGCGACUUGCUCGUUCAUGAGGCCAGAAGGCUGGCUGUUAUUUGACCCGGCUUCCUAUGAAUUCGACAGCAGCGAUGACGGAGAAUAUAGUGAUGAGUGGGACCAACUUGAGGACGCUGAGAAUGAAUUGACUCAUAUUAUGGGGGUUAGUGCGGAGCAAGUUCAUCGGCGCAAGGAGAACGAGCGAGCGAAAGAUCUAAAGCUGGCAAACCGGCAGCCAAGAUGGACAAACGCACCACCAAUUCUUCAAACUAUAGAAAGUUUAGUGGGCCAGAUCCAGGCUUAUCGAAGAGCCAUUCCAGAUUUGGACGAUAAGCUAUCAGAAAGGAAGCGCGCAUUCCAGUUUACGGAUGAACUGAAUGACGCUCUACUAUCCAGCCCGUUACCGCAGCCUACCCCACCUAUCCGAAAUCCGGUUCUGGAUUCCAUUUCUGCAAAGAACCUCAUGAGACCCUCCGGUGCACAUGCGCCAACUCCCCGCUCUGGACAACCUUCUAGUGGCUCAGGUCCCUCGAUUCCAAUCCCGAGUUCGCUCAUGCCUAACAGAUCCAUAGUGUCCACACCUUCAUCUGCGCGUGGGUUAUCCCCAUCAGUAGAUUUAGCCAGAUCCCCCGAAAGUCCUUUCAAUCACCACAUGCUGGAAACCACACAGCGAAGAAUCAAGGUAUUGCAACCAGGACAGACUAUACUACAUCUACCACCUCCACCCGAGGGUGAGAGUAGAGAGGGAAGCGUUGUGGGGACAGAGGCGUCGCCGACAAUGGAGGAUCUUGUAAGAAUUGGGGGAGACUUUACCUUAAGUCACUUGUUGACCAAUAUCAUGGUUCUUCAGGUAAGCAAUGCAUAUUAAUUACCAUUUUCAACAGCUGACACGCGACAUAGGAAUUUGUGCUGGAAUUGGGCGCUUUAGUUCAAGUUCGAGCAUCUUUGUUUGGGGACCUUAGGUUUGCCUGAAUGAACUUGGGUUUGGUCGGAGCCUUUGUGUUUGUGGGCUUUGUUUUGUAGAUAUCAUAGUGUUCUCCUGGUCACUCUUUUUUUCCAACAUUUUUGCUCCUCGAUAAAUGUUCCAAGCUCCGUUUCAGGGUAUGUAGGCAUCGCACCAGUGUACAGUAUAGCCAUAUGGAUUUUAUGAUAUCAGAAUUUACGGGUUCCAUGAAAUUUUGAAACUUAAGGUCAUGGAUAACAUACAGUGUCUGACAGACGCUGGUGCCACAGUAUGGCCUGCGAGUAAUUGUGUGGAUAGAUAUACUAUGGCUGGGAAGUAACAAUGUCCGUUAGCUUCUUGUGCAUAACAGCUGGCUGAAGCUAUGCCUGGAUUUCAGAGUCCAGACCUCCCAAUCAGCAGGUAAGCUAUUUACGAGUGACAAUUGAUGGCUUGGGGGUAGUGCAGCAGUCAGGAAAUUUCCGAUCCUAGUCAUCAGGCCAGGAGCUGUGACUGCGACAACCAAUCACAUAAGUUAAAAUAAGCUUCUGUGGGACAUUUUUCUCUCCAAGUUCCCCCGCCGGCGACCAGUUUCGAAAGAGUGAGUAACUAGACCUUCCCCGGUUAAUUAAACCCAUUGAAAGCAUCUCCCAUCCCCGGGAGGUCAUCCUUCGUUAUCUUCGCCUUUAAAGCGACCUUUCCGACUAGAAAUUGAGGAUCCGCGAUGUUGUCACAACUCCGAUUCCCUCUUCCCUCACGCUCUUUAUUUCCGAAACCGUCCAGAUUCUCUCGGCCGUUGUCGUCGACAAUUUCACGGUGGAGGGAUGGUGGAUUGAACAAGGUCUCUGCGGCAGUCACUCAGCCGAAGUCUCAGGGCGCAUCCCAGGCUAUGCGUUUGUCCCCCACUCUGUACAAUGUGUAUACAUAUAUUUUUUUCGCAGAAAUCGCUGAUUCUCGUGUGAGGCAUAGUGUAUGCGACUGGGCUGAAGCCCGACGACAUGAAUAAGGCGCAAGUUGGAAUUUCAUCUGUAGGAUUUGCUCGGCUCCGGAUGAGCGGUUUAGAAAUCAGAAUUAAUGCGUGUGGGUGCGUUUGUGCAGGUGUGGUACUCGGGGAAUCCAUGCAAUAUGCAUCUAUUAGAUCUGAACUUCAAGGUUCUGGAGGGAGUGCGUAAGGCUGGGCUGGUUGGGUACCAAUUCAACACCGUUGGUGUCAGGUGCGACAUGUCUAAGGCGCAGGGCUUUGCGAAUGUGGGUGGGUGUCCUAACACAUGUUCUUUUUUUACAGUGAUGCUAUCUCCAUGGGAACUAGCGGGAUGAGAUACUCUUUGCAGUCCCGAGAUUUGAUUGCUGAUUCGAUCGAGGUAAGAUCCCACCUAUCACAUGUUGGAAUCCAACUGACCACUUCUCAGACGGUUAUGGGCGGCCAAUGGUACGACGCAAACAUUUCAAUACCUGGCUGUGACAAAAACAUGCCAGGUGUGAUCAUAGCCAUGGGCAGAGUCAACCGACCAUCUCUCAUGGUCUAUGGUGGAACCAUCAAGCCUGGACACUCCAAAUGCCAAGGUGGCGCUGAAAUCGACAUUGUCUCCGCCUUUCAGUCGUAUGGCCAGUUCCUGACCGGCGAGAUUAACGAGGAAACCCGCUUCGAUAUCAUCCGAAAUGCGUGUCCCGGAUCCGGCGCCUGUGGAGGAAUGUACACAGCAAACACUAUGGCAACGGCCAUCGAGUCCAUGGGAAUGACGCUUCCAGGAUCAUCUUCCAACCCAGCUGAGUCUCCUGAGAAGGUUCAGGAGUGUAUUGAUGCUGGAGCCGCGAUCAAGAAUCUCCUUGAGCUCAAAAUGCUGCCGAGGGAUAUCAUGACCCGUGCCGCGUUCGAGAAUGCUAUGGUUGUGGUCAACAUUACCGGGGGGUCUACGAAUGCGGUUCUCCACCUGAUCGCUAUCGCUCACUCCGUGGGCGUGAAGCUCACAAUCGACGAUUUCCAGUCCGUCUCAGACAGAACCCCCUUUCUGGCGGACCUGAAGCCCUCAGGCAAGCAUGUGAUGGCCGACAUCCACAAGAUCGGAGGGACGCCAGCGCUUCUCAAGUUCUUGCUCAAGGAAGGCCUACUUGACGGUUCCAUCAACACCGUUACCGGAAAGACCCUCGCGGAAAAUCUCAGGGAUGUGCAAGGCUUCCCGCCAGACCAAGACAUCAUCCGCCCGCUAUCGAAUCCAAUCAAGAAGACUGGCCACAUUCAGAUCCUGCGUGGCAGCCUCGCGCCCGGGGGCUCGGUGGGCAAGAUCACGGGAAAGGAGGGUCUCCACUUCUGCGGUAAGGCCAAGGUCUACGAUGGCGAAGACCACUUCAUCCGCGCCCUUGAGCGCGGCGAGAUAAAGAAGGGCGAGAAGACGGUCGUAGUGAUCCGCUACGAGGGCCCCAAGGGAGCGCCAGGAAUGGUGGAAAUGCUCAAGCCUUCUUCCGCUAUUAUGGGCGCCGGUUUGGGACAGGACGUCGCUCUCAUCACCGAUGGUCGCUUCUCCGGGGGUUCUCACGGGUUCCUGAUCGGGCAUAUCGUCCCAGAGGCACAGGAGGGCGGUCCUAUCGCGCUCAUCAAGGAUGGCGACGAGAUUGUUAUCGACGCUGAGAAGCGGUUGCUGGAUUUGGAGGUUAGCGAGCAGGAAUUGGCCGACAGGAGGAAACAGUACUCUCCCAGGCCUCUGAAGUAUACACAGGGGACCUUGUACAAAUAUUCCAAGUGAGUUUUUUAUUCGUCUUUUUACACGCACUCCCCGGCGAUAAGUCUGGGUCUGGAGAGUGCACAAUGCUAAACUAUGCUGCCACAGGCAAGUUGCGGAUGCUAGUCACGGGUGUAUCACCGACGCUUAGCAUUUUUACAGAGUUCCAGUAAGUUAUAUAUCAUGGUCAACCAUCCUAGGAGCGGUGAUGAAUUCUCGGGUAUAUCCAAAAGUAAUUGAUUUCUCGCGAUUUUCUUCUUCCCUUUUACUUUUUUGACUCGUCAGCAAAUAUAUUGCGAGAUACUGCAGGGUAUGACACAACUCGAAGUCCAGUGCCCACACAAGUACUACAAGUAGUACGAUAGUGUACUAUAUUCAGAGUGUCGUUGUACAACCUCAAGAGCCAAAAAGUGACCUCGUGACCUGGGAACAACUACUAGUAAACCCUUCCUACGGGGAUAAUACGGUAUCAUACUGUAUUCCUCCUCUGUGAUUCCCGACCGACAGCCACCCGAUCACAAAGCACCCCAACCGAACAGAAAAGAACAGAAAAGAACAGAACAGAACAGUGUCAAUGAUACCAACCGCACUAUUUUGCACACACCCUGGGUCGCUUAGGCUCAGCCCUCUUCUCCCCCCUUCUACCGGUUGUGAUACCGUUUACAGCUGCUCGGCUGACCUCGGUUCGAACCGGGCCGGCUCGAGGGCGUAGAGGGAGUGUUGUUAGCCUUGUCCGGGGCGAUGCUCUUCGCUCCAUCUUUAUUUAUUCCUUUACGCUACGUCGUACACCCGUAGAGCUUGCGCGGUAGCUUGAGGCUUGUCGGGCAGCACUCGUAAGAAUGCCCAGCAAAAAGAUUAAUAGGUGAAUAUGCUGUGUGCUAUGCCGGUAACUUAUUGGUAAGCCUGAGGCGGAUAAUUGGGAAAACGAUUGGAUUGAUGCAAUAUACCGUACUAUACGAGUACUUGUACUGCACUCGUAGGUUGAUGAUAGCGGUAACAUUUUUAUCCCCAUUUUCAUUUGUCCGGUCCGAGUGUGGUAGUGGUGGACCGGAUUGAAAUAGGUUAAUUGCACUUCUUUUUUUCAUUGGCUGCUUAUGUGGGCCAUCGGUUACCGUGCUCCCAUGAUGGGCAGCGGGGACCCGACAGGGGAGGGGAGGGGAAGAGGAAUUUAUAGACCCUUUUGAAUUGAUAGGAAGAUACGGAAGGGAGAAUAGAAGGAAGGAAGUGCUGUUAUCGCACCAGUGGGUUCCACCCACAGGGGCUGGCGAGGCCGUCGAGAUAGGUUGAGUUGGAGUGGUGUUGAGAGGUGCUCCUCCGUUUGGAUGCCGUUUUAUCCAGCCUAUCUGGUGCACUGUACUGUAUGGUGCUGCACUCAUACGGGCAUCGUUCUCGUAUCAUGAUUGUGCAGAGAUCAACGGAGCCCCUACAUUGGAGGCUGUGGUGUACUGUACAGUGCUCGCGCAGCACCCGUCAGGAGGUUACCUUACCGUCAGAUUAUAAUCGUGAGAGGGGGGUGAUUUGCAUCAAACGAUUGAAUCUUAAUACUCCCGUUAAGCAAUGGGGAUAACUCGGUAUCACACUCUGGCCCGAAGGAAUGGUGGGAUGGUACUCGGGAUAGAGGUAACUUUAGCAUUCAGUACCACUGUAAUCCCCCUUUUGGAGAACCGGCCUCCAUUCCCUCAA
Molecule: messenger RNA, 8795 nt
Organism: Tuber aestivum (summer truffle)
Lineage: Eukaryota; Fungi; Ascomycota; Pezizomycetes; Pezizales; Tuberaceae
Source: the annotation of a GenBank genome assembly